GAGCCGUGGGGGAUGCUUGGAGGAGGGAGAAGCGGCCACGGGUCCCCACCACCUCACCCGCAGCUGGCUGCAGAGACACCACCGCUCUGUAACAGCACUGGGGGGAGAGGGGGUUGCAAUCCGCAGGCUGCAGCAAGCUGACACCCCAAGAGGAGAGAGAGAGGGGCAGUGGAAAUCGAAACUUACCAGCCAGAACGCGCUGAAGCAAUUACUCAGCAGAGGAGUGCCCAGAUCCCGCACGUACAGUUCUGAUAGAGGCAGGGCCUCGUGGACUGUCGCUCUCUUGUCCCAGGUGAACUCAGGCAGUCUGCAGACACAGGCGAUGGAGGAAGAAUUCCAGUUCCUGAUCUGCCAGGGAUGCCAGAAAGAACCCAGAAAUCCUAAGCUCCUGUCUUGUCUUCACACUUUGUGCGCCGACUGCCUGGAAGAGAACAAGCCUGUUGGCCAGUGCCCCAUCUGCCAUGCUCCCAUCCCACAAGCCAGUGGGAUCCCAGACCAGGACAACCUGCUCUUUGCCAAUCUGCAGGCCAAGCUGAGCACCUACCAGAAGAUCGUCCAAGGCAAUGACCUGGUCUGUGACAACUGUGGGCAAGAGGGAGAGUUCUGGUGCUCUGACUGCGAGGAGUUCCUUUGUGUCAAGUGCUUUGAGACCCACCAGAGGUAUCUAAAGCGAGAGAGCCAUGAGGCCAAGGCGGUGAGGGAUCUCAAGGUGGGAUCUGCCAAGGAGUUUCUUGGUGGUUCCAGGAAGCUCAGUAACUUUUCCUGUCCCAAUCCAACCCACGCAAACCAGAUGCUGAGCAUCUACUGCAGAGAGUGCCAAAAACCGAUCUGCUGCAUCUGUGCCCUGCUGGACAGCCGGCACACAGGCAGGCAUUGUGAUAUUAAGGUGGAAAUCCAGCAGAGGCAGCAGGAGCUGGGGAGCGUGAGCGAAGAGCUGAAGAAGAAGGAGGAACUCUUCCAAGAUGCCUAUUGUAACCUGAAGAGAAAAGCUGACCAUCUGGACCAGGUGAGGAAUGAAACCCAGGAGCUGAUCCGAAAGAGAGUUGAGCAGAUGGUGCAGCUGAUCCGAGAGAAGGAGCAGGAACUGCUGGAGAUGGUGGAGAGGCAGUACCACCUGGGGAACGAGGAGCUGGAGGGGAAGCUGCAGCAGACAGAAGCCGUGCUCAAGAGGAUGGGCGCCAGCAAGCAGCUGGUGGAGAAGAUGCAACUCUACGCAUCGGACCAGGAGGUGAUGGACCUUCAUUCCUUCAUCAAGGGGUCACUGGAGGAGCUCAGGAAGCUGCAGCCCCUGGCCAUGGGAGCCAGUAUCCAGGCUGGAGGCUUCGCCAAGUGUAAAGCCAGACUCCAGGCUCUGUUUGAAAGAGUGACUGGGGAGGGAGGUACCUCUGCUCCCCAAUGCGCCCCCCCGUCGGAGGACAAGAGCACUGUGACACUCAGCCUUGAGCCUCUGCAUCCUCCAGAGGCUUCCCACCAGCGGAGACACCUCCCUGCCAAUGACAGUGAAGGGCUGUUCUCCCAUGAGGACCCCACUUGUCCCCCCAGCUCCCAGACUGAGCCCUGCCUACCCGAGGAUGGAGGAGGAGAUGUCUAUCCAGCUAACUGGGGUGAUGGCUCUCCAGUGCUACCAAUCACUCCACCAUCCCAGGCACGAAGGAAUGGGGAGAAGGAGAACGCCUUCAGGCAGCUCACAAGUGCUGAGGUGGAAAUCCCGAGUGUCCCUGGGGGGAUACGGGGCCCUCUGGCCUCCGAGCAUGGGGAUUUAGCGGCCCGGCCCAGGGCCAGUGUGAGCCAGGCAGACAGACUCCUGGUGUUAGGAAGCAGCAUCCUGAAAGGACAGCAAAGCACAAACAGGCACCUGCUGUCUAUGUUGCGUGGGGUCACGUCCAUCUCCCGCUCCCUCCACACCCUCACCUCGACCUUGAUCCCCUUUCUGCAGGAGACCACUAGCUGGUGGCAAGCCAUGCAGCAGCCUCCUCCAGUCCCUCCGGGCCCAGGGAGCCCACCCCUCCCUGAGACCAUGGGCUUGUCAGUGCCAUCAUUGCCCUCGGACCUGCUGGACCUGUUCCUUCCUGACACCCCCGAGGGCAGUGUCUCCCUGCUCCCAGCAGCACCCAUUGCUCAUCGCUCCAGCAGCCACUCCAUCUCCCCUCCUCCCCAGGCAUCUACCUCCUCCACCAAACCACCUGUCCAACCCCAGCCUUUUCACUCCCGCAAACAGGCAGGAGAGAGGGCCAGGACAGGAGAGGGGUCCGGGACAGGAACCGGUGCAUCGAUGGAUCAUCGCAGAGAAGCUGCCCCAGCUAGAUUCACAGAUAAUUUCAGCAAGGCCUCGUCGUUGUCUUUACCAGCGAAGAGGAAAGGAGUCCAAACUGAGGCCCCUGCGAAGGUGAUCAAGACUGAAGCUGAUGCAGGCAAAUGGGAGCAAUCAGCAAGGAAGCACCAGCAGAAUUUGCUGGAACAACCGGGGACCAGCUCCUCAACAUCAAGCAGCUCUUCAUGUGUGACUGACAGCUUCAGUGCAGCCAAAGUAGCUGACUUGCUGGAAAAUAACAUCUACAAACUAUGUGAGCCAGAUGAUCCCACAGAUUGUUUGGACAGCUCUGAAGGGGAUUACAGUGAUGAAGAGUCAACAGACUCUAGUCUGCCAGACAACAUCAACAGCAUCAGUUGUGAGAGCAGCGAGGGAGACCUCCUGGCCUUUCCUGCUGGCAGCCCGAGGGAACUCGACAUGAGACAAGCAUCACUGCUCUUCUUCGACCUCAAGUUCUUGACAGCAAAUAAGAUCCUUCAGCUGGCUGUGGUGGAUGGAGAAAAGAGCUUUACCAUCUUGAUUCAGCCGCUGAAAUCUUUGCCUGGCUUGAUCUCAAAAGGCGGCGUCUGUGAGAUUGGUGUGAAGACCUUAUUCCACUACCUCUGCUCUAUCCACAAACCCAUUUUAGCAGGGUAUGACCUCUGGUCACCAGCCCUUCCUGUCCUGUUUCAAUCCCUAGAUCUCCUUAGCAAGAAAGAGGAGUUUAGUGCAGCUGUCUUUGGUUUCCUGGACAUCUUGCCCCUGAUUAAAGAGAAGAUCCCCAAGGCUGGGAGUUACAAACUGAAGAACCUGGCCAACACUUACAUUUGGCGGCAGCUCAGUGAUAACAGCCCCCUGGAUAAUGCAAAGGCCCUAAGGGAUCUGUGCACAGUUCUGGAGGUUGAUCCAGUGGAGGACCCGAGGCCUGUGCUCACCUGCUCUAAUCUGGAAUGUUAUGCUUCCCUUCAGCCAUUGCUGAAUGAGAAACUUCUCACUAAGCCUUCGGUGCAGAUGCUGUCCAUGCAUAACGUGAGCCUUUCCAAGCUCCACACCUUAUACCUGAGGGACCCUGAGAAAGGGCUGCAGAAGUUCUGCAGGUUCUUCAAUUCUCGGCUGCAGAGCUCUGAGAAGAAAAUCCGAAAGCUAAGUAAGAUCAAAGCCCAUUUCCAGAGCCCACAGCCAUCAGCUGGGCACCAAGCAGCAGCUGCAGCAGCAGCAGCAGCAAAUGAACUGCCACGAGCAAUAAAGAGUGAGCCAGACUACUGAUGUACAUCUACAGCUCAGACAAAUAUAUCUGUGUAUGGCACCUCAGGUACGAGGCUGAGCAGCAACAUUCAGCUCUCAGGUCCAGACUCCACCAGAAUUCAAGAAGUUUAGAUUCACCAUUUUCAGUUUGGCCCAUUAUUUAGAGCAGGGCCUGUUAAAAGCUCACAUCUAGAUCUGAACUACGAAUUUCAGGGAUGCUUGGAUCAGGUGUUCGGUGGGGGGGGUGGAGCUCUUCCCCACCCCCACCCUGUUUAUAUUUAUUUCAUAUACGAAACUUUGUUAAGGUGAAGUGCUUAGGGCACUAGCCUAGGGAGACAUGGGUUCAAGUCCCUGCUCCACCACAGACCUCCUGUGUGACCUGUGUGACCUGGGGCAAGUCAUGUAGCCACUCUCUGCCUUAGUUUCCCAUCUGCACAAUAGGGAAAAUAGCCCUGCCCUGCCUCGCUGGAGUGUUAGGAGGCAGUGGUUAUAUCCUAUGGGACCAAAUAAGUACCCAAGAUAGACCGCAAUCAGGAUUGCAGGGCCAUAUCAUACUGCCUAUCAGGAAUGUUAAAGUCCCUCAAGCAUUAAAUCCCCCAAUGGUGCAGAGUUAAGGGUGCUACUCUGAGCAGGACUCCUGGUAGUAGUAACACUGCAAUCUGACCAUACAUGGUUUCCACCAGUGCUGCCAUCAAUGGAGCUGCACUAGUAGUUAUGGGAUCUAAUUUUCCUAGUGCAGACAAGGCCUGUGUUACCUGAUAUAUUCAUUUCCUCCCUUCUGCUUGUUGUAUGGCCCAGAUCCUCAAAAGUGUGUAGGCACAUAACUCCCAUUGAGAGUCAGGCACCUAAAUACUUUUGAGGAUCUGGAUCUACAUGACUAGAGGGAGGACUCUGUCUAUCCAGCCAGUACUUCCUUGUGUUUAUUAUCACCAUCAGCCUGGAGAUUAAACAACUUUUAUACAAUUAUAUGCACAAGAAUUGCCUAUGUGAUUGAUUCAGAGGGCUGGACUUGAUGACUUUUCACAGUCCCUUUUAGUCUUACAUGUCUAUGAUUGUGUCAGCAGCACGCAGGGCAAGGGGAAUUUUAAUUAUAAUAAAAUGAAAUGUCUUUGCUCCCUUCUAGAAGUGUGGCCUAGAUCCUCAAAGAUAUGGCACCUAACUCACGUUGAUUUCAUGCAAGUUAAGAGCUUAAAUACCCUGGAGGAUCUGGACCACUGUCCUCUUUGUAUUUUCCUACUUACCCUGCACAUUUCCUGCUACUUUUCAAUGUAGACUGCAAAUUCCUUCGGCCAGAGAAUCCAUUGUCAUUGGUGUUUGUAAAGGGCUAUGUAAGUAAGAAAUAAAAUUCAUAAUUUGAUAUGAA
Mauremys reevesii (Reeves's turtle) is the source of this 4898-nucleotide messenger RNA. RefSeq names its product protein PML-like. The coding region runs from base 323 to 3556 and encodes 1077 amino acids. Gene Ontology annotation, molecular function: ubiquitin-protein transferase activity; zinc ion binding. Gene Ontology annotation, biological process: intrinsic apoptotic signaling pathway in response to DNA damage; PML body organization; positive regulation of DNA-templated transcription. The record is from RefSeq and is a predicted model, not a curated record. Gene Ontology annotation, cellular component: chromatin; PML body; nucleoplasm. Lineage: Eukaryota; Metazoa; Chordata; Testudines; Geoemydidae. The transcript is spliced from 10 exons.